This is a messenger RNA of Rotaria sp. Silwood1, 1272 nucleotides long. NCBI's taxonomy places the organism in Eukaryota, Metazoa, Rotifera, Eurotatoria, Philodinida, Philodinidae. The record is from the annotation of a GenBank genome assembly.
AUGAUCACUAUACCACGAAUUCAAAAUAUUGAAUCAUCUCGUGUCGUUCAUGAACUUAUUUCAAAACCAUUAGGAACAUAUCUUAUACGAGCUUCGACUAAGAAUGAUGACAUAGUUUCACAAAUUAAAACUCAAUUAGAAACAAACUCUUGUCCUUAUGUUGUUUUAUCUGUACGUGCCGAUGAAACUUUGUAUCCAUCUCCAAUAAUGAAUUAUCGUUUACCAUUGAUUGGACCAAAUGGUGAACACGAUACUAUAAAGAUCUUGGAAGAAUAUAAACAAAAUGAAAAUAAUUCUGAAAUUGAUGAAUUACCAACAUUAAAACAAGAAUGCAUUGUUACAGAAGGAGAUACAAAUUGGGAAAUUAAACGAAAUCUUUUUCAAAAAUCUUAUAUCUAUAUCUAUUCAUCUGAUGAUGAUAAUAAUGAUAUAGAAGGAAGUACAAUAUGUAACUUUCAAGAUGGUAGUAUGACAAUCGAUGUAUAUAAUAAACGUAUGAAAAAUGAAGAACAAAGUUUUCAACAUGAAUUUUCUAUACUAAAAAACCUUUCUUAUUUUCAUAUUGUUUCAUUUUAUGGUAUCUGUUAUGAAUCAGAUCAAAUUAAAUAUUUAGUUUUUGCAAAUAACGGAAAAUCAUUAAAAUCAUUAUGUCCGAUAGUUGAAGAUACAAAAAGACUUUUGGUUAAAAAAUUAUCAAUGAUUGGAUAUCAAAUAGCUUGUGGAAUGAUUUAUUUAGAAUAUAAACAUAUUAUUCAUCGAGAUUUACAUUCUAGAAAUAUUCUUAGUGAUAAAAAUGAUUAUGUAAGAAUUGCUGAUUUUGGUCAUGCUAUUAUAAAAGAUGAUGAUGAUGAGAGAUUUCAGCAAUCAAUAAAGAAUUCAAAAUUGAACUUUCAAACACGUCGUUUAGCACCUGAAUGUUUAUCAUCGCCUCCUCAAGAUGGACAACUCAUGGAUUCAAUAGAAACUCUAUUAACUAGAUUCUCUUCGAAAAGUGAUGUAUGGGCAUAUGGACUUAUAUUUAUAGAACUUAUGAUGAAAGAAAAUAACGAUGUAUAUCCAUAUUUACCGAUCAAAAGUAAUAAUGAUGAUGAGAUUAUUCAAAUUAUUCAACAUGUUAAAUUAGAACGCAUGAUGCAUAAGAAACCAGAUAAUUGUCCUAAAAGUAUUUAUGAUAUAUUAGAAAAAUGUUGGAGUUAUAAUCCUGAAGAUCGUAUUUCAUUUUGGGAUAUACGAAAUGAAAUGAUGAGAAUCUUCAAAUCACAAAAUAAUUAA